Molecule: messenger RNA, 3387 nt
Organism: Abrus precatorius (Indian licorice)
Lineage: Eukaryota; Viridiplantae; Streptophyta; Magnoliopsida; Fabales; Fabaceae
Product: WEB family protein At5g16730, chloroplastic-like
Exons: 3
Coding region: 336-2909 (857 amino acids)
Biological process (GO): reciprocal meiotic recombination
Source: RefSeq, a predicted model, not a curated record
ACACUGUGUGUGAGAGAGGGAAGGACAUGGGUGGAGAGAGAGAGAGAGAGCAUAGUGUGCUGCUGUAACUGUAGCCACUCUUAGGACAGGAAAAUCAACUAAACAUAUUUGGUUUUGGUUCUUGUUGUGUAAAUUCCUCUCCUUUCAAUAUUUUCCCACAAACCAAAAAAAGAAAAAUGAAACAAUUUUGAAUUUUUGAUCUUACGCUGAUCCCAAAUUUGUUGGUUUCUUGUCUCUGACAAUGUUGGAAGUUGAGCAUUACCAAUUCCGCAACUGACACUUUGAGCAAAGGCAACGUUUUUUUCUCCUCUCUCGUCACUUGCUUGCUUUUUGCCAUGGCUUCAAAACCCAGAUCCAGUUUAUCUGAAACUCCCAACAAAGCACCACCGGCUACUCCCAACAAAGCACGGCCAUCAACUCCCAACAAAGCAUCACCUGCAACUCCAAGAGUUAGUAAACUGAGCAAAGGAGUGUCCAAACCAGAAUCAGAAUCGCCAUCGCCUCUGCCGAAUUUGCGCCUGUCUGCAGAAAAAUCUCCACGAUCUUUGAAUUCAAAGCCUCCUGCCGAGCGUAAAUCACCACGACCCACCUCAACCCCGCCUGAUAAACAACCCCCAAGAGCUGCAAAGGGUUCAGAAUUGCAAAGCCAAUUAAAUACUGCUCAAGAAGAUCUAAAGAAAGCAAAGGAACAGCUGAUUCAAGCAGAGAAAGAGAAGACAAAAGCAAUUGAUGAGCUGAAAGAAGCACAGAGAGUGGCUGAAGAAGCAAAUGAGAAACUCAGGGAGGCCAUGGUGGCUCAAAAGCGGGCAGAGGAGAAUUCUGAGAUUGAGAAGUUCCGAGCUGUUGAGUUGGAACAGGCUGGAAUUGAAGCUGCUCAGAAGAAGGAAGAGGAAUGGCUGAAAGAGCUUGAAAGUGUAAGGAAUCAGCAUGCUUUGGAUGUGUCUGCUCUUCUUUCAACUACUCAGGAGCUUCAGCGGGUUAAGCAAGAACUUGUCAUGACUUGUGAUGCAAAGAAUCAGGCACUGAGUCAUGCAGAUGAUGCAACUAAAAUUGCCGAGCUUCAUGUGGAGAAAGCAGAGAUUCUUUCAGCUGAACUGACACGGCUGAAGGCCUUACUAGAUUCAAAACUGGAAACAGAGGCUAGCGAAAACAAGAUUGUAUUGGAGCUGCAAGCAGAGAUAGAAGCUCUUAAGCAAGAACUUGAAAAGGCAAAGGGUUAUGAUGCAAAGUUGACAGAGAAAGAGAAUUAUAUUGAACAACUUAAUGUGGAGCUGGAAGCUGCAAAGAUGGCUGAAUCUUAUGCACAUAGUUUGCUAGAGGAGUGGACAAAAAAGGUUGAGGAACUAGAAAUGAGGGUUGAAGAAGCAAAUAAGUUGGAGAGGUCUGCAUCAAUAUCUUUGGAAUCUGCAAUGAAACAGCUAGAAGGAAGAAAUGAUUUGUUGCAUGAUGCAGAAACUGAAAUUUCUAGUCUUAAAGAGAAGGUAGGAUUGUUGGAAAUGACAAUUGGGAGACAAAGAGAAGAUCUUGAGGAUUCAGAGCGUUGUCUUCUGGUAGCUAAGGAAGAAAGUCUUGAAAUUUCAAAGAAAGUUGAAUCUCUCAAAUCUGAACUUGAGACAGUCAAAGAAGAGAAGGCUCAGGCUUUGAACAAUGAAAAGCUUUCCAUUUCAAGUGUUCAGACCCUAUUAGAAGAGAAAAACAAACUUAUUAAUGAAUUGGAGAUCUGUAGAGAUGAAGAAGAGAAAUCUAAAAAGGCAAUGGAAAGCUUAACUUCUGCUUUACAUGAAGUAUCUGCAGAAGCCAGAGAUGCCAAAGAAAAGUUAUUAGCCAACCAUGCUGAACAUGAAAGCUAUGAAACCCAGAUUGAAGAUUUAAAGUCAGUUUUAAAAGCUACUAAUGAAAAAUAUGAGUCCAUGCUUGAUGAUGCACGGCACGAGAUUGAUGUUCUUACAUGCAGUGUUGAAAGUUCUAAAAACAACCUUGAAAACUCCAAGGUAGAGUGGGAGCAGAGAGAACUUCAUCUAGUCAACUGCUUAAAGCAAACUGAAGAAGAAAACUCGUCCCUGGGAAGAGAAAUAAAUAGGUUGAUUCAUUUACUCAAGGAAAUCGAGGAAGAGGCUUGUGCUAAGAGGGAGGAAGAAACUCAACUGAAGGAAAAUCUGAAGGAAGUUGAGGCUGAGGUGAUCCACCUGCAGGAAGAACUUAAGGAAGCAAAAGCUGAGAGUAUGAAGUUGAAGGAGAGUUUAUUGGAUAAAGAAAAUGAAUUUCAGAACGUUUUUCAAGAAAAUGAGGAACUCCGAUCUAGGGAAUCCACGUCUAUUCAGAAGGUGGAAGAGUUAUCUAAGUUGCUUGAAGAAGCUACAACCAGAAACCAGACUGUGGAAAAUGGGGACCUCACUGAUAGUGAGAAAGACUACGAUAUGCUUCCUAAAGUAGUUGAAUUCUCUGAAGAGAAUGGACAUGGAGGAGAAGACGUAUCCAAGGUAGAUCUUUCAACCAAUGAAGAGGAACUCAGACAAAGUUUACAGGAAGAAAGUAUUCUCUUAAAUGACAAGUCUGAAAAAACCGAAUCUCCCAAACCCGAGAAUGUGAAUGGAAAACUGAAGGAAGAUGAGACCAAAGAAAAAGAUGAUUCGGUAGAAGUUGAAUUUAAAAUGUGGGAGAGCUGCAAGAUAGAGAAAAAAGAGUUCUCACCAGAGAGAGAACCAGAGGCUGGGUCCUUCAAAGGUGAAGUUGACUCAAAGAUAGAAGGUGGUGAGGGCUGUGAUCAGAUAAAUGGAGCAACUGUAACAGAGACCACUGAUGACGGUGCGAACUCACCAUCCAAGCAACAAGUGAAGAAGAAGAAGAAGCCUUUACUUGGCAAGUUUGGAAGCCUGCUGAAGAAAAAGGGUGGUAGCAACCACAAAUAGAACCAUAUUUCACUUUGGCAGGUAUAUUGAACAUUACAUUGUUUGCAUGUAUUUGCUUUAUGAUUUUUGCUUCAUGGAAUAUCUUUUAAAGAAUGACAAGGCUUGUAUUGUUGCUUAGGAUUCUUCUCUAGUCACUUAUCUUGGGUUGCGGUUCUCCACUUUGACAGUAAAUUGUAUGUGAUGGCCAAUUUUAUUUUUGCCUUUUUUUCCCCUUGCCCUCCUAUAUACAUUUGGCCAAAGAAGUGGCAAGUUGGAUUGUAUUUUUAUGUCCCCCCAAUUCCAGAGAAAGCUUAGAUAGAAGUUCUGAUGUUUGCUUCAUACCACCUUGACUUAUACAUCAUCACCAUUUAGUGCCUCUCUCAUGAUACAUAGUGCUAAUUCUUUCCUCUUGAACUUAUGCUCACUUUUUGUAGUUUUGUUAGAAAACCUCAAAGCCUACCUAUCUUACGAAAGAUAAUUAAAUUCACAUUUGACUUCC